CUGCGGACUUCCAUGACUAGCACUGAUCAUCAUCAAUGCAACACUUACUUAUGUAACUUAAGGCUGUAACAUAUGGGUGACCCCAUGAUGUGAAAUUAGAUCACCGCAGUUUGAACUUGGUUUGAACGCUUUCCACGAUAGCGACCAUCAUCUGUAUCAACUAGGUGGCAACUUCAAGUGCACGAGUGCUAGUACUCCUUGGGUUUUAUUGCCAAUCUGGGUCACCAACUGGUAAUUAACUCCAAGCUAUGUCCCGAUCUUGGGUCAGUCCUGGCGUAGCCUACCUCGCACGGGGCUUGCUUUCCGUCGUUGUUCCGGUCGCUUCCUCCGUCAUCAUCGUAGCACGCCUGACCUCUCUAAAAGGCAUCCGAGUUUCUCCAUGGCUUAUAUCUGCAGUGGUUUUGGGUGCAGCACCUCUUGGGUUUGCGGCUUACGUUCUUGUGGAUGAAAGAUCGCAACAACGAAAGGCCAAUCGACUCGGUGCCAGACUUGUUCCUCGUGUCCAGGGCAAAUGGCCUGGAAAUCUGGACAAGGUAGUUAACAUGGUCCUGAGGUCAGAGAAUGAAUACCUAGGCAUGGUCUCUGUUUCGUGCAUUCCAUGCUUGUGCUUUACGGAAUCAUCCUUUUGUGUAGGACGACCUUUAGAGGACGAGAUCAAGGUACUCGGGCCGACUAUCAAUUUUCGUUUUUUUUGGGAGGACCUUAUCCUGACCACGGAGCCGCAACACAUCAAGACUAUUCUCGCAACUGACUUUGAUAACUAUGUUAAAGGUGCCAAGUUCCGAGAAGCAGCUGACUCUGUCCUUGGAACGGGCGUAUUUAAUUCAGAUGGCGAAAUCUGGAAGCUUCACCGAACCAUGACACGGCCUUUCUUCACUCAUGAUCGGAUAAGUCACUUUGAGAUCUUUGACCGUCAUGCGGACCAUGCUAUCGUUUUGGCGAAGGAACGUUUUAGAGCGGGCUUGACAGUCGACUUCCAAGAUCUCAUCUCGAGAUUUACGCUUGAUUCUGCAUCGGAGUUCCUAUUUGGGCACUACAACGCCGCCGCCGCCUUCUCAUAUGCUUUCUCUCAAGCUCAACAGAGUAUAAACCGGCGUCUUUCUAUCGGGCAGACCUGGCCACUUAAUGAGAUUCUUGCUGACAGCACUGAGCUACAUAUGAAAGUGGUAGACGCGUUUUUAGAUCCGAUCCUCAAAGACGCUCUGGAGAAGAAUAGCACAGCUGUCGAGUUUGAUAAAAAUGAAUUCUCAGACGACCAAACCCUUGUUGACCAUCUCGUAAAUUUGACGUCAGAUUUUAAAAUCAUCAAAGAUGAGACGUUAAAUAUUUUACUUGCCGGAAGAGAUACGACGGCUUCAACAUUAACAUCAGCUAUUUAUUUGUUGGCAAUGCAUCCAGAGUUCCUCACUCGGCUCAGAGAAGAAAUCAUAUCGAAGGUUGGGCUAACUCGCAGGCCCACGUAUGAUGAUAUCAAGGAGAUGAAGUAUCUCAGAGCCAUCCUCAAUGAAACACUGCGUCUUUUCCCCGCUGUCCCCUUUGAUGUGAGGGAAAACAUACAGGACACUACAUGGACAUCCCCCGAACAUGGGAAGAAGCCACUGUUUAUCCCACAGGGCACCAUGCUCAGCUAUUCAGUGUUCCUUAUGCACCGGAGAAUCGAUCUAUGGGGACCAGAUGCAUUGGAAUUCGAUCCGGAUAGAUGGCUCGACGAGCGCGUGAAGAAAUACCUGAUUCCCAAUCCUUUCAUUUUCCUGCCAUUUAACGCGGGACCCAGAAUCUGCUUGGGGCAACAAUUUGCAUACAACGAAAUGUCGUUCAUGAUCAUUCGUUUACUGCAAAACUUUUUCACGAUUACGCUGUCCCCCGAGCCUGCGAUGCGCCCACCUGCGUGGUGGGCUGAGAAAGACGGUCGGCAGGCCAUCGAACGAUUCAGGCCGAGGAACCACUUGACACUUUAUGCCAUGGCAAGUCUUAUUUCGAGUCUGAGGAUCAGAGGCGAGCAGGCAUGCAGGGAGUGA
Messenger RNA from Suillus subaureus, 2018 nucleotides. Its product is annotated as cytochrome P450. The record is from RefSeq and is a predicted model, not a curated record. NCBI's taxonomy places the organism in Eukaryota, Fungi, Basidiomycota, Agaricomycetes, Boletales, Suillaceae. The transcript has 16 exons. The coding region runs from base 249 to 2018 and encodes 589 amino acids. Gene Ontology annotation, molecular function: oxidoreductase activity, acting on paired donors, with incorporation or reduction of molecular oxygen; heme binding; iron ion binding.